Aphis gossypii (cotton aphid) is the source of this 789-nucleotide messenger RNA. Its product is annotated as transmembrane protein 170A. Lineage: Eukaryota; Metazoa; Arthropoda; Insecta; Hemiptera; Aphididae. The coding region runs from base 239 to 634 and encodes 131 amino acids. The transcript has 3 exons. The record is from RefSeq and is a predicted model, not a curated record.
UUACCUAUUACUUAUUCUGUGCUAUUAAUUAUAAUUUAUAACACGGAACUACUGUGGUUUAAGAAGCUGAUUCACGUAAUACUGUUAAACUUUUUUCUUAAUUCUAAUUAGUUCUUCGACUGUUCGUAAAAUAAUACAUACUAUAGUACAAUAACACUUUAUGUUUUAUAAACUACAUUAAAAAAUGGUUUGAAAGAAGUUUUUUUUUAUCCGUACAAAUCGAUUGUAUUUUUAAAAAAUGAUGCCACUCAAUGAUUUCAAGAAUCCUGAACUUGUUCCGAUCUCCAAUGUCAUUGGUUUGGCAUCUCAACGGCCCCUUAGUACAUUUCCUGAAAUGUGGUAUCAAACUUUUUUAUGGGCGUUAUUCUCAUCUGCUAUUGUUCAUACUGUAGCUGCAAUAAUUGCUUUUGCUACACUCCAUAAACAUAAUUUCGGAAAGUUUUUUCCUUUGUUCAUUUUAUUGGUUGGAAUAUUUGCUCCACUUAGUUCGGGUAUAGUUAGCAGUGCUACCAUAGCGUUUGUCUAUCGAGCAUCUAGUAUUCAAAUGCAACCUUUGUAUGCAAUGUUUUGGGGAGUUGGACAGACAUUACUCUCAGCAGCUGUAGGUUUUACAAGAAUAUUAGCUACAUUAUAGAACAUUUGAAAUAUAAUUUGUACAUAAUGUACAUAUUUUGUGUAUAAUAAAAAAUUUAUUAUAGUGUGGUAUUUAAUAAUAAAUACCUAAGCAUUGUGAUAUAAGAUAAUUUAUAUAUUUAUUUUUUAAUUAAUAAAAUUGAAUGUGUAUAUGCA